GUAAAAUAAAUAAAUUUAAGAAAUAUUAAAACCAUUAAAUAACGCAAGAAACUGAUUGCAAAACGCAUUUAUAAUCCCUUUUAGUAUCUGCGCCCCCAGAUUAUUUUGAUGGGCCGCCAGUCUUAGCGACUUUUGCUGUAAAUAUCGAAAAAAUGAUGGCACAACAUUUUACGCAGCGGGAGCUGUGCACUGGGAACUGGCAACGAGGCUCCGCUGUGUGGCACACCUACCCCGAGUGUAGAAUUCCCCUUCCAAUAUAUGUACAUAUAUGUGUGUAUGCAUAUGAAGAUAUGCCAGCUACGCACACGCGAAUAACUCGCAUUCACAUUGUCCAUAUAGCCUCAUAGCCCCGCACUCCGUAGGCCCUAGGUAUGACCGCGUGCGUUGCGUGUGAUGUGCGUGAAAUGCAACUAAAUCAUGCCGCGAAAUAUUUCAGGGAUUUAAGAAACGCAUACAAGAGAAAUGAGGCAAGAGCUGAAAACUGAAGGGCAUACAUUGAGAAUACAAGAACGCGCGCCCCGCCAGGCGGCAGAUGGCCAGGAACGGACCGUGGACGGACCACAAGUUGCUGCUUGUUGUUGUUGAUAACUUAAAUGCCACAUUUAGAUACAAAAUUUCAGUAACGGCGGCGCAUAAAUCAAGCGGCAAGAUCACCAGAGGCUGGCCCCAGUCUCGGCGGAAGCAGGGGGCGUUGCUGGAGACGAAAAACGAGAAGACGAAGUCGAGCCGCGCCGGUCGGGAACCAGGAACAGGGAACCCAUGGAAACUGGAAAUGGUAAUGCAACUGCAACACGAUCGCCAGUCGGCGGAGAGGGGGGCACAGCAACGGAAGUGGGACGUAGGGCAGACUCUUUAUAAGAGAGAAGUGCUAUUCAAAUGUGUCCCCUCCUCCAAGACAAAUGGAGCAAAGGGGUGCUGGUAGCCGCUUAGUCAGAGCUCUUUAUCAUCAUUCGUCGCCCUCGUCGACGUCAUUUGACACUUUUCUGACAUUUUUAUCAUUUAAGUCACAUUCAGUUUUUGUUUAUUCUCGAUCAGACAAACAAAGAACCGACUUUAGCUGCCUUAUGACAGCUUUUCAGGGCCUUACCUCCACCUCCUUCACCGCCCCUAACAUAUAUAAAGAUAUUUUAUUGUUGCCCAAUUCAGUUUGUAUUUUGUAUUUUGUAUCUAUGCUUUAAUGAAAGUGUUGAGUUUUAGUUUU
Molecule: messenger RNA, 1201 nt
Organism: Drosophila virilis
Lineage: Eukaryota; Metazoa; Arthropoda; Insecta; Diptera; Drosophilidae
Source: RefSeq, a predicted model, not a curated record